This is a messenger RNA of Eublepharis macularius, 1966 nucleotides long. RefSeq names its product carboxypeptidase Q (gene CPQ). Gene Ontology annotation, molecular function: metallodipeptidase activity. NCBI's taxonomy places the organism in Eukaryota, Metazoa, Chordata, Lepidosauria, Squamata, Eublepharidae. The record is from RefSeq and is a predicted model, not a curated record. Gene Ontology annotation, biological process: proteolysis; peptide catabolic process; thyroid hormone generation. The coding region runs from base 205 to 1617 and encodes 470 amino acids. The transcript is spliced from 9 exons.
CUUCUUCCGAGUUUUUAGGGGGCGGACCGUUUGGAGCGAGGGAUACCGAUGAUCACUGCUAGUGAGACUCUUGCAGACGUAAAAAGCCGCCUUCUCUUUCCCUGCAAAUACUGUUUGAACCUGAUUGCUCUCCCAUUUGUGCCUGGUGAGGAGUCUUCCAGCAAAACCCUCUAUUGACGGAUUAAAAAUAAAUUGGAGGGGAAAAUGAAGAUUCUGUUUUUGUUAGCCUUCAUACUCCUAUUGCCUCAAAGCAAAGGGAACCCAUUUAGCAGAGACGAUGACAGCUAUCAAAGAACAUUUGAAGAACUGCAGAGGGAAAUCGCUGGCUACUCAGGCAUUGCCAAGGAAAUUAUCAACCUUGCUGUUUAUGGCAAGGCCCAGAAUAGGUCCUAUGAAAGGCUUGCACUUUUUGUGGACGCCAUUGGACCAAGAUUAAGUGGCUCAAAAAACCUAGACUUAGCUAUCAAGUACAUGUAUAAAGCCUUGAGUAAGGAUGGCCUGGAAAAUGUCCAUUUGGAACCAGUAAAAAUCCCCCACUGGGAAAGGGGGAAAGAGUCAGCAAUGAUGGUGGAACCUCGCAAUCAUAGUAUCGCUGUGUUGGGGCUUGGUGGCAGCAUCGCAACUCCUCCUGAAGGUAUUACAGCUGAAGUCUUAGUGGUGACCUCCUUUGACGAGCUGCACCAAAGAGCUCAAGAAGCAAAAGGCAAAAUCGUCGUUUACAACCAGCGUUAUGUCAGUUAUGGAGAAACAGUACAGUACAGGCAACGUGGAGCUGUGGAAGCUGCUAAAGUGGGAGCAAAGGCAUCUCUUAUCAAGACUAUAGCUCCAUUUUCUAUAAAUAGCCCACAUACCGGGAUGCAGUCAUAUCAGUCUGGUGUGCCCAUGAUUCCAACUGCUUGCAUUUCAGUUGAAGAUGCUGAACUUAUGGCACGCUUGUCUUCCCGAGACAUCGAGAUUGUUUUGACUCUGAAGAUGGAAGCCAAGACCUACCCUGAUGCUGAUUCAUUUAACACAGUUGCAGAAAUAGUUGGAAGCAAAUAUCCAGAGCAGGUUGUGCUCAUCAGUGGACAUCUGGACAGCUGGGAUGUAGGGCAGGGAGCCAUGGAUGAUGGCGGUGGAGCAUUUGUUUCAUGGGAAGCAUUAUCUCUCCUUAAGGAUCUUGGGCUCCGUCCUAAGAGAACUCUGCGCUUAGUGUUAUGGACUGCAGAGGAGCAAGGCGGAGUAGGAGCCGAACAAUACUACAAGAUGCACAAGGUUAACAUCUCUAACUUCGACAUUGUGAUGGAAUCCGAUGAAGGGACUUUCACACCGGCUGGUUUGGCUUUCACAGGCAGCGAUAAGGCUCGUAAUAUCAUGAAGGAGAUCAUGAAAUUGCUGCAGCCUAUCAAUGCUACAGGUGUCUUUGAAGAGGGUGGAGGGACUGACAUUAAUUACUGGAUACGAGAUGGAAUACCAGGUGCCAGCUUGCGUGACGAUAUCACAAGAUACUUCUGGUUUCAUCAUUCCCAAGGGGACACAAUGACCGUUCAGGAUCCAUCUCAGAUGAACCUCUGUGCUGCACUGUGGGCUGUUGUGUCCUAUGUAAUUGCUGACAUGGAGGAGAGGGUGCCAGUUUAAUUUUUUGUCAUUAAACAAAAAAGAACAUUAAUCUUUUCUAGUAUAUAUCAUAAAUAUUUUCACUCCUGUGACCUACAGCUAUGGUGAAAGUCUGUAUUCUUUAAAAAAAAACACCUAACUUUGUUUCUCUUAUUUGAACUCAAAGCACAUUCUUGGUAUUAGACAGGCCUGUUUCUAUUUGCUGAUUUAAUACCUUCCACUUCAGAUGUUCGUUUCCUGCUACUUAUAUUAAAUUCUUCUGCGGUUUUCUGUUGCCAGUGUCUGCUCAUCAGUGACAUAAGAGCCAUUGGUGAAUAAGCGAACCUGUUUGUCUGCUAGAUACUUAAAAUAAAUCUGUUCCAUUAUCCCA